Molecule: messenger RNA, 288 nt
Organism: Penicillium subrubescens
Lineage: Eukaryota; Fungi; Ascomycota; Eurotiomycetes; Eurotiales; Aspergillaceae
Product: U4/U6-U5 snRNP complex subunit LSM3
Exons: 4
Coding region: 1-288 (95 amino acids)
Biological process (GO): P-body assembly; mRNA splicing, via spliceosome
Cellular component (GO): Lsm1-7-Pat1 complex; U4/U6 x U5 tri-snRNP complex; P-body
Molecular function (GO): RNA binding
Source: RefSeq, a predicted model, not a curated record
AUGGCUGACACCGAAGAUGUUGGUGCCUCCGUAUCGGAGCCCCUCGACCUUGUCCGUCUAUCCCUGGACGAAAUUGUGUUUGUGAAGCUGCGCGGUGACCGUGAAUUGAAGGGCCGCCUUCACGCAUAUGACAGCCACUGCAACCUUGUUUUGGGUGACGUGGAAGAGACCAUCUACGUGGUGGAGGAAGAUGAGAAUGAGCAAGAGAUCACAAGGACAAUUAAGAAGCAAGAAGAGAUGCUAUUUGUGCGAGGUGAUUCCGUCGUUUUGAUCUCUCCCCAGGCCUGA